Acanthoscelides obtectus is the source of this 495-nucleotide messenger RNA. NCBI's taxonomy places the organism in Eukaryota, Metazoa, Arthropoda, Insecta, Coleoptera, Chrysomelidae. The record is from the annotation of a GenBank genome assembly.
AUGACGUACGUCUUAGGGAAAAUGGACCUGUCACGUAUUAAUAAAAUGAAAAUCAAUGAUCCCAGAUUUGAACAAUGGGCUCAAAGUAUAUUAGAGGCGGAAGAGAGUGACUUUAGCGGGAAUGAUGACUCUCAUAAUGAUCCCGAUUAUGUCAGUGAACACGAAAGCGAUUCAGAAAUUGAAUGGGCGCCGGAAACCGUGGCACUGGAAACUACACUGGAUGUUUCAGAUACUACCUCACAAAAUGCAGCACCUUCCAACGAGCACCAAGAAAUUCCAAAUUCAACUCCGAGAACGUACUAUGGUAAAAAUCGAUACAAAUGGACUGCAGAUGCUCCACUUUCAAAUAAAGACGUGCCUGAACCGUCAAAUGAUGUUUUAACAAAAAGGGUAAGGUGCUCUAAAUGUCCAAGAUCAUUAGAUCGGAAAACCAAGAUUGUUUGCGCUAGUUGCAAAGCACCUAUCUGCCAUGGUACAUUGAACCUAUAUGUUUAG